CUAUUUCAAGUCCCAAGUAAGCUCUCAUCAACGAUCCCAAACCCAUCAUUUCGCACCAUGCAUCAUCAGUAAAAAGAGAAAAAAAAAACUUUAAAUAAAUAUCACGAAACCACACCCCUACCCCUGCAAACCCGUAACCUAAUACUUGAAAAUAUUCUCCAAAGAAUCUUGACAAAAAAACCAUACAUUGAAUGUACCAAGAAACCACCCUCCCGAUCAGAAAAAGCCCCAACCAACCUCACCCACAAGCACCAACCACAAUGUCCACCCAGCAGCAGCACAAGCCCUCGACCGCCGAGGCCGUCGCCGCCACCGCCGACCUCAGCGACGCCCUCGCAUCCCCAACCGCCGAGAAGCAGCACCCGGAGCUGCAGCAGGCCCCACCUCAGACCGAGUGGAAACCCUCUCUCGGCCGCCGACAGAGCUACGCCAAGGAGGAGCACAAGCGCUCGAUGCAGAUGAGCGCGCUCGGCGGCGACAACAACUCGGGCGGCCAGGGUUUCACUGAGAAGUCCCAAUAAAUCAACCAAAUUGGCUGCUGUUUGUCUUUUUCACUCGAAAAGCCAUGCAGGAAUCCGCACACAACAAAUGUGAAAUGAGAAAUGAACAGGCAAAUGCAAACGACAGACUUGUUGUAUGGAAUUGUGGUGCUUGGGCUGGGUUUUGGGAGUAAUAGGAAGAUAGCUCGGGGUCCGUAAUGACACUCUUUUUAUCUCUUUCUUACUUUUUCGCCCUCCAAUAUCUUGAUUUGCAGUUAUAAAAUGGCAGAGCUCGGCAGCCUUUGCGAUCAUGCUUUGCAUUGCUGUGACAUGAACCAAAACUGGUAUUUCUGAUAGGAAGAAUGCGAGGCCUUGAUUAACAUUGUACGAAUGCGUCCGGUCUUCCAAGAUGAUGCGAUACUCUACGAAAACAUACCACAUCAAUUUUACGCAACGUCAAG
Messenger RNA from Pyricularia oryzae 70-15, 940 nucleotides. RefSeq lists its product as uncharacterized. The record is from RefSeq and is a predicted model, not a curated record. NCBI's taxonomy places the organism in Eukaryota, Fungi, Ascomycota, Sordariomycetes, Magnaporthales, Pyriculariaceae. The coding region runs from base 192 to 521 and encodes 109 amino acids. The transcript has a single exon.